AUAAACAGUUGCGGAAAUUUACAUUAUUUUCUUUUAAAUAAUGGCCGAUGAUGCUGGCCAGGACAAGCGUAAACAGCACCGCGCACGCCAGUCCGGCGUCAAGGCGGACAAGAAGAAGGUAAAGGCCAAAAAGGACGCCAAUCAAAAGGAACCAGAGCUGACUGCGCGCCAACGUAAUCCAAAAGCGUUUGCCAUCAACUCGGCCCAGCGUGCGGAGCGCAAUUUCCGACGCAAAGAGGAUCUAACGGCCAAGAAGCAGCACAUACCCGUCGUCGACCAGACACCCGAUGAGCCGCCGCCAGUGCUGAUUGCCAUUGUGGGCCCACCCAAAGUGGGCAAAACAACGCUCAUCAAGAAUCUGAUCAAGAGCUUCACGCGCACCAAUGUCACGGACAUACGUGGUCCCAUCACCAUAGUUACCUCAAAGAAGCGCCGCAUUACUCUGCUGGAGUGCAACAAUGACAUCAACUCCAUGAUCGAUGUAGCCAAGUGCGCGGAUCUGGUGCUGCUACUCUGUGAUGCCAGCUACGGCUUCGAAAUGGAGAUCUUCGAGUUCCUCAAUAUAUGCCAGGUGCACGGCAUGCCCAAGAUAAUGGGUGUGCUGACGCACCUGGACAUGAUCAAGAAUCCCAAACAGCUGCGCAAACGCAAAAAGGAGCUGAAGCAUCGCUUCUGGACGGAGGUUUACGACGGCGCCAAGCUCUUCUAUCUGUCGGGUCUUCUGCAUGGCGAGUACUUGCGUAAUGAGAUCAAGAAUCUGGGCCGGUUUAUAUCUGUCAUAAAGUUCCGGCCACUCCAGUGGCGUGGCGCGCACAGCUACCUUCUGGUGGAUCGUGUGGAGGACAUCACCAACACGGACACGGUGCGCCGUAAUCCCAAGUGCGAUCGCGAAGUUGUCCUCUAUGGCUAUGUGCGCGGUGUGCCGCUCAAGCAGGAGCACAUGGUGCACAUUGCUGGCCUGGGCGACGCACGCAUUGACGAGCUGAGCCUCAUACCUGAUCCGUGUCCAUUGCCGGGCACAGAGAAGAAGCGUAGCCUGUUGGAAAAGGAGCGUCUACUCUAUGCACCCAUGUCGGGUGUGGGUGGCAUCGUAUACGACAAGGAUGCGGUCUACAUUGAGCUCCAAGGAUCACACUCGCACAAGGAGAAAACGGCCGAGGCCACGGAGCAGGAGGCGCUAGUCAACAAGCUGAUAGACAAGAAAACCACCAUGGAUGAGCAGAUUGAACAGCAGGAGUUCCGACUCUUUUCAGACAGUGUGCCUAUCAAGUCCAAGGAUUUCAAAAGCGAAGAUGAAGCCGAGGACGAGGACGAUUCAGAGCAGGAAGAUGAGAACGAUGCAGAUGAUUCGGGGAUGGACGCAGCCUCCGGCGAUGAAGACCAGCCCGACGAAUUUGCGGCCGACGAUUGGCGUGAUGAAAAUAGCGAUGAGGUCGAGCAGAUGGAACAGGACAGUGACGAUGCGUCCUCCGGCGAUGAGGAGUAUCAAUGUUUGACAGAUGUCAAGGGAGCCGCGGCGCCAAGCGAUGGCUCCGACGAAGAGGAUGAUGAAGCACGCAUCCUGGCCAGCAACAUGAGCUGGAAAACGAAUAUGGCGCAAAAGGCGCGCGAUGCUUUCCUGCAACGCCACUCGGAGUCGCGCAAUCUGAUGCGUCUGGUAUACGGAGUAUACAAUCAGGGCGAAGUCAACAGGCAGCAGCAAGAGGAUGCCGACGACUCUGAGGAGGAGUUGGGCGGUCUGUUUCGCGUGGCCACCAAAAAGCAAACGGAACUGCAGAAGGACAAGGACAUACGUGACAAAGACGAGCGCUGCUUCUUCGAGUAUCAAAGCGAUGCUACGCGAGACUGGCUAUCCGAGGCAAACAAGGAGCUAAUCAAGAACUGCUUUGUGACUGGCAAGUGGAAGGCUUCGGAGGAUGCCGAAAAUUUGCUCAAGCUGGAUGACAUGAGCGAUGCGGACAGCGAGGUGUAUGGCGACUUUGAGGAUCUGGAGACGGGUGAGCAGCACAGCGGCAAGCCCAAGGCAGCGAUCGCCGAGGACGAGCCAAACGAUGAUGAGGCAGCUGCUCCAGCUGCUACGGCUGCCAAACGUAAAAUGACGCGCGUGGAGGAGGAGAAUCUGACAAAAGCCGAACUGAUGGCCAAGAAGCUAAAGCUGAAGGCCAAAUUCGAUGCGGAGUACGACAACAGCGGCGAGAAGGCUGAGGACGAUGGCGGCCGGAUCACUGGCGACCAUUCCUUCUACGAGGACCUUAAGGCGGAGGCGCAGAAGCAAAGCGAACUGAACAAAAGCGAAUUUGCCCAGCUGGACAACGAGCUGCGUAUUCAAAUCGAAGGCUACCGCGCCGGCCUUUAUGUGCGCCUGGGCUUUAAGACAAUUCCUGCGGAGUUUGUGGAGAAUUUCGAUGCCAGUUAUCCCGUGCUGGUGGGCGCACUCAACAUGACCGAGGAGAAUGUGGGCUAUGUCAAUUGCAAGGUUAAAAAGCAUCGCUGGUACAAGAAGAUCCUCAAGACGGGCGAUCCGCUUAUAGUCUCAAUGGGCUGGCGUCGCUUCCAAACGGUCGCCAUUUAUGCCAAGGUGGAGGAUAACCUGAGGCAUCGUUAUCUGAAGUAUACGCCCAAUCAUGUGACCUGCAGCAUGACCUUUUGGGGUCCAAUAACGCCGCAGAAUACUGGCUUCUUGGCGCUGCAAACGGUGCGCCAGGAUCAGGAGGAAAUGAAGCGUUUGGGCUUCCGCAUAGCCGCCACAGGCUGCGUUACCGAACUGGACAAAUCGUCGCAGAUCAUGAAAAAACUUAAGCUGGUUGGACAUCCAUUCAAAAUCUACAAAAACACGGCGUUCAUUAAGGACAUGUUCACCUCUUCGCUUGAGGUGGCCAAAUUUGAGGGCGCCAAAAUCAAGACCGUUUCCGGUAUACGCGGCCAAAUCAAGAAGGCGCAUCACACGCCCGAGGGCUCCUAUCGUGCAACAUUCGAGGACAAGAUUCUGCUCAGCGACAUUGUCUUCUGUCGCACCUGGUUCCGUGUGGAUGUGCCACGUUUCUACGCUCCAAUCACAUCGCUGCUGCUGCCACCCGAGCAGAAGAGCCAGUGGCAGGGCAUGAAGACGCUAGGUCAGUUAAAGCGGGAGCGAGCACUCCAGAACGAAGCACAGCCGGAUAGCAUGUAUACAGAUAUUGUGCGCAAGCCGAAGAUCUUCCGCCCGCUGGUUAUACCCAAGGCACUGCAGCGUGCGCUACCCUACAAGGAUAAGCCCAAGCUGGCGCCAGACAAUCCUAGGCAAGUGCUCGAACGCGUUGCCGUUAUCAACUCGCCCUACGAGCAGAAGGUGGCCAAAAUGAUGAAGAUGAUCGAGACCAACUACAAGGAUAAGCGCCAACGCGAACGCAAGGAAACCAAGCAGCGUAUGCAAAAGUUCCGAGCACAAAAACGUGACGAAGAAGCCUCCAAGCUGAGGCGGCAAAAGGAGCUGCGCAAGAAGGUCUCCCGGGCCAUCAGCAAGAUGCGUGGCAGAAACAAUAAAUGAUGUACAUAUAAAUCUUAGGAUAAGCGUGAAAAUAAAUUUGUACAAUUUAA
Molecule: messenger RNA, 3576 nt
Organism: Drosophila novamexicana
Lineage: Eukaryota; Metazoa; Arthropoda; Insecta; Diptera; Drosophilidae
Product: ribosome biogenesis protein BMS1 homolog
Exons: 2
Coding region: 41-3526 (1161 amino acids)
Biological process (GO): endonucleolytic cleavage of tricistronic rRNA transcript (SSU-rRNA, 5.8S rRNA, LSU-rRNA); ribosome biogenesis; maturation of SSU-rRNA from tricistronic rRNA transcript (SSU-rRNA, 5.8S rRNA, LSU-rRNA)
Cellular component (GO): 90S preribosome; nucleus
Molecular function (GO): GTPase activity; U3 snoRNA binding; GTP binding
Source: RefSeq, a predicted model, not a curated record